This is a messenger RNA of Lithohypha guttulata, 1857 nucleotides long. RefSeq lists its product as uncharacterized. The record is from RefSeq and is a predicted model, not a curated record. The transcript is spliced from 2 exons. Bases 1 to 1857 code for a protein of 618 amino acids. NCBI's taxonomy places the organism in Eukaryota, Fungi, Ascomycota, Eurotiomycetes, Chaetothyriales, Trichomeriaceae. Gene Ontology annotation, cellular component: Golgi apparatus.
AUGUCUCGACUCAAUAUCCCGAUCGAUGUGCUGACCUCUCGUCUCAACCUGUCUGAACGAUUCGACAGCGUUCGAAGCCAGUCGAUUACUCAACGAUUCUCGAAUCUCAAACCUAUCUCCGAAUUCCUCGACUUUAAGAGGCUGUCCAAGCCAAGGGACUUCGGAGAUGUCCAAGCAAGAGUUAACUACAAUUUGGGCUACUUCUCUAGCAACUAUGCCGUCAUCUUUGUGAUGCUCUCAAUCUACGCCCUGCUGACCAACACAUGGCUAUUGUUUGACAUUGUUUUUGUUUCCGCGAGCAUGUGGAUUGUUGGCAGACUAGGAGGCAGAGAUCUUGAGAUUGGCAGUUUCAGAGCUACAACUUCACAACUGUACACCGGCAUUGCCUGUAUCAGUGUCCCUAUUGCAAUCUUCUCUGGACCAAUUGGCACCUUCCUCUGGCUGACCUAUCGAGAAUGCUUUUUCCGAGGAGGCGGUUUAGGUGGUCGGCCGCGAACUCCUUACGAUGUGCCCCGCUGGGGAAGACCACCAGGGGCACGACUGGGGAGGCAGAGGGGUGGUGUAUAUGGUGUACACCAGUCGUGGAACGAAGACGACCGUGUUCAAGAAGUGGGCACGGAGGAUGAAGAUAACUUUCUACGGCACGAUCCACGUUAUGCUUACGAGAUGGACGACCGUUUCUAUUCUGAUGAACUUUUAUUCGAUGGUAUAGACCCUAAUCCGCAACAAUACAUGGGACACAGGCGUAUGGAUGGUUAUUAUUACGAUGAUUCUGAAUUUGAGGGCGUUGACGAAUACUAUAUGAGGGACAAGCAUUAUCCGCUGGAACGAACAGGCAGUCGUCAGAGCAUGCUGGCAGAAAAGGAAGAAGAGCUAGUGGCACGAGCAUUAGAGCGUAUAGCGCGAGCACGAGCAUUGGGUAAGACUGAUGUAAAACUGAGUCAGGCAGAAAUUGAUGCUUUGGAACGAUUAGAACGAUCGAAACCUCAACAAAAAGUCUCACAAGCUCCAGCCAUGAAAGCCUUACCUACAAGCAAAAAGACCCUUACUCGAAAGGCCGCUGAAGCAAGCACAAAGAACAGGGGAACGUCACCCAAAGCACGUCUGAGCGAGGGCAGGGUUAGAAACCACAGUAAUGCAUCAUCCCGUUCUGCAAGAGAAGACGAUCUGCCGACAUAUCCAAUUCCUCAAGAUAGUGGCCAUACAGGACGUCCAUUUCACCCUCCUGACAUGAGAGCUGGCUAUCAGGGUAGUCCUCUCAGGCCCGCAGGCUCUAGAUCCAACUCGUACGGCAAUAUCAGACAAACGGUUGGUCCACCUCCGUUGUAUGCGCCUUACUAUCAAAAUCAGCGGUUCGCUUCUAUGCCUGAGGGUCCUUACCACAGGCGUGGCGAGUCAGCGGCUUCGACCAGGCUACGCGCUGACUCAGGUCGUAGCGAUCAAAGCUCACGUUCAAGGUCGAACAGCCAACUGAGGAGCUAUCCAGUCGAUCAGCUCCCAAACCUGACACAAACGGCACGUGCUCCCAGGUUCGACCCCAACGAUCCACGAUUUGCUUCUCCUCGUCCCUCUCCUGGACGUCGACCACGAGGAUCUGGGUCGCGUCGUCAGUCGGACGAUCUAUAUCCAAGUCUCGCAGACGAGCCAGAAGUGAUAAAUUACAUGGUGUCUGGCUCGUCGAGAAGCAGCUCAGAUUCAGAUGGAACAGGACCAUACCAUGAGCCCACUGUCACAGUCGAAGUCGCUGAGAAGCCAGGUGCCAAGGCGGGAUACUCAAUGAAGACUCGAAGCGCUGCAGCCGCUUCCGGAACCUCAAAGAGCAAGUCCGGUGCUAAGGCCUCAGUAAGACGUCGCUAG